AUGGCUCCUUUGAUCCAUUGUGUUCGUCAUGCUCAAGGCUUCCAUAAUCUCGGUGAUGAGAAUUGGGGGAUGAUUGAUCCUCUGCUUACACCAGCAGGUGAAAGCGAAUGUCGCGAAUUACGCGCAGCAUUUCCUUUUCACUCCAGUGUGCAGCUGGUAGUUGCGUCUCCUCUCCGCAGGACGAUCUAUACGGCCUUGCACGCCUUUGGGCCUGUCUUUGAAAGAAAUCCUGAUCUAAAGCUCAUCGUGCUUCCGGACCUUCAGGAAGUAAGCGACCUGCCUUGCGAUAGUGGGAGUGACCUCAAUACCAUGAAGAAGGAGGUUCUGGAGAAUAAUCUUCCGGUAGAUCUGAGUCUCGUUUCCGAUGGGUGGCAUGUAAAGAGCGGACGCUACGCACCAGGCGAUUAUGCGAUCCGGAUGCGUGCUCGCGACGCGCGGCGCUGGCUGCAGGCAAGACCAGAAAGGGAAAUCGUACUUGUUGCACACGGUGGGCUGUUGCAUUUCUUUACCGAGGACUGGGAAGAUGGUAGUCUCUAUGCGGGAACUGGUUGGGAAAACGUGGAAUACCGUACCUACGGGUACAAGGAGGAAGACGGAAAUAACAGCACACUGAUAGAGACAGACGCAUCCCGUCAAAGCCGUGGGAAGUUCGGGGCGAGGCCUACUCGCGAACAGCAAGGAGAGUUGUAUGAUCUUUGCAGGAAGCAGUGGGAUCGGGACGGUGUGCAGCUGAGUGCCGCUGAAAGAGCGGCUGUUUCCCGCGCAAGUGAGCGUAUAUAA
Aspergillus chevalieri is the source of this 780-nucleotide messenger RNA. Its product is annotated as histidine phosphatase family protein. Gene Ontology annotation, cellular component: cytoplasm. Gene Ontology annotation, molecular function: phosphatase activity. The record is from RefSeq and is a predicted model, not a curated record. NCBI's taxonomy places the organism in Eukaryota, Fungi, Ascomycota, Eurotiomycetes, Eurotiales, Aspergillaceae. The transcript has 4 exons. The coding region runs from base 1 to 780 and encodes 259 amino acids.